Messenger RNA from Oncorhynchus keta (chum salmon), 2960 nucleotides. RefSeq names its product zinc finger protein ubi-d4-like. Lineage: Eukaryota; Metazoa; Chordata; Actinopteri; Salmoniformes; Salmonidae. Bases 63 to 1280 code for a protein of 405 amino acids. Gene Ontology annotation, cellular component: nBAF complex. The record is from RefSeq and is a predicted model, not a curated record. Gene Ontology annotation, biological process: nervous system development. The transcript has 10 exons.
GAUAUUGAACCCAGCUACACGCGCAGGCGCAAUGGACAUUUUGACGACUGCACUGAGCAAACAUGGCGGCGGCCGUAGAUAGUGUUGUGCUCGGUGAGCAGUACUAUAAGGAUGCUAUGGAACAGUGCCACAGCUAUAAUGCUCGUCUGUGUGCUGAGAGGAGCAUCCUUAUGCCUUUCAUUGACUCUCAGACAGGUGUUGCUCAAAGCAACUGCUACAUUUGGAUGGAGAAGAGACACAGGAGUGCAGGCAUGGCUCCUGGGCAGCUGUAUAGCUAUCCGUCUCGACGCUGGAGGAAGAAACGACGGUCCCACCCUCCCGAGGACCCCCGUUUGUCCUUCCCCCCUGUCAAAUCAGCGGAGCUGGAGCUGGGUCUGAAACGGGAUGCCGUGGGAGCGGUAGACGGCAGCAGCCUGGAGGCCUUGCUGAAGGGGGAGCCCCUGGAGAGGAGGGGCCCGCCGGACCCCCGGGCCCCGGAAGACAACCCAGCCACACCUGAACCUGUGGCUGCCAUGGUCUCCAGCCACACCUCCUCUGGACGCAUCCGCAAGAGGGUUCUGGACCACGAUGACUACCUGGAUGAUCUGGAUGAUGAGGACUUUGAGGAUGAGACCCCCAAGAGACGAGGGAAGGGCAAGUCCAAGGGUCGUGGAGUGGGAAAUGGAAAGAAGAAACUGGAGGCAGCCGCUGCAGCCUUGGAGGAGCAGGACAAACCAUACGCCUGUGACAUCUGUGGGAAGCGCUACAAGAACCGUCCUGGCCUGAGCUACCACUACACACACUCCCAUCUGGCGGAGGAAGAGGGGGAGGACAGAGAGGAGAUAGAGUCCCCUCCCCCCCGGCGCCAGCCUGAGGCGCACAAGACCCCUAAGAAAGGCCCUAACGGUCUGGCCCUGCCCAACGACUACUGCGACUUCUGUCUGGGAGACUCCGCCCACAACCAGAAGACCGGCCAGUCAGAGGAGCUAGUGUCCUGCUCAGACUGCGGACGCUCUGGUCACCCGUCCUGCCUGCAGUUCACAGAUGUGAUGAUGGCAGCUGUGAAGACGUACCGCUGGCAGUGUAUCGAGUGCAAGUGCUGCAACGUCUGUGGUACCUCAGAGAACGACGACCAGCUGCUGUUCUGUGAUGACUGUGAUCGAGGAUACCACAUGUACUGCCUCAACCCUCCUAUGACUGAGCCCCCAGAAGGUAGUUGGAGUUGUCACCUUUGCCUGGUGCUGCUUAAGGACAAGGCAUCCAUAUACAAGCAGCAGAGCCCCACCACAGAGGAUGAAUAGGGGUUAGUAUCUUUGGGGCCACCCCAGAGUAACCCACCCUGCCCUCAGCCAGGGGACCCCACCUUACCACCCCACACAAGGACAGUACGCACUCACACCCUGGUCCACACCCCUUAAUGACCAGGAGCUAGGGUCUGGGUCUGAUUGGGGACUGGAAAGGAGGGAGUCCUCUCACCACAACCCUGUCGGCAAACCCCACCCCUUCCCAUCUCUCCUCCUAUCAUGGCUGUUAUCUCCCCUGGACUGUUACACACUCUGCAGAGACUACCGUUACCACUGUCUCUACAGAGUUCAUGUUAUAAAGAAAGGAUUAGCAUCUCACGCUAACUAUUCCCCAACUCCCCCCCUCUCCUUUAUAUGGUGUGGACUGCUAAGACAGGCAGUGUGCUUAAUUUGUUGCCAAAUUAUCUAUUUUUACUUGUUCGAAAAAUAACCAAGUGUAUUGAUGUAUGGAUUUCAAAAUAUGAUCACGUGGUUGAGGGAUAUUAAUAGUGGACUUUUGUAGUGAAGUUUUGUCUGUCUACUUCUUUUGGAUGUUUUUAAAAACAUUUAUCUCAAAGGUUUUCCUGCAACAACAAAAAAAACGAAGGAACCUCUGACGCCAAGGUCCAUAUGCUGUGUCACAAAUGACACUCUAUUCGCUACAUUGUGCAUUUCUUUUGACCAAGGUCCAAUAGGGUGCCUUUUGUGAGGCAACCAUAUUCAUUCUAUUGUGACUGAAUCACAUUCUACUGCUGGUCUGAUUUUAAAUCUAACAUUAUUGAACAUUUGUCAGCUAUCAUCUUUAAGGUUUUUGUAGCUGUUCAUAUCUGUGCCACAAUGAGCGAGGCACAUUGCAUGCAGACUUGCACAUGUACUUGAGUUCGAAUGCACACACACUCAAUUCUUUAGACUUUGAUUUAUUAUAUUUUUACAUUUUAUAUAUCACUUGAUAUUCCAUGGGGUUGGGGAUUUUUUUCUAGUAGAAUUUUGUAAAGUACCGGUAUAUACUAACAACGUCAAUGGAAAACAAUCAUAUAACACAAUGUCAGUACUGUAUGACCUUUUGUAUUUGUUUUAAGUGUCAUUUAGGUUGAUUUUAUUUUGUGAUAUCAUGUUAAUGAUCUCCAUAAUGAGUAUUUAUGGUAAAUAAUGUAUUUUUAUUUACUUUUUUUUGUAUUGAAACUGCUUUUGCCCUAUUAAAAUGUCCAUGUAUCUGCUAACAAAACUGUAUUGGAAAAUGUGUCUUAGGGAAGUGACAUGGACAUAUAGGCAAUCCCCAAGCUUCUGUUCAUACUUCAGCAAUUGGCACCUCCAAAAUUUACAAGAAACUCAGGGAGGGGUACAUUUUGGCUAAAUUAUGUAAACUAUAAAAGGAGGGAAACUGCAAAAUAGAUUAUUGCACAGACUGGUAUUUCACUCAACACUCAUUCUCUAAAAACUGGAUCCUCCGAAGUAUUUACAGCAAUGAAAACAGUGCAAUCAGUCCAACCGUGAGUGAAUAGAACAUGCUGAACACUACAUACAUGAAGAGUGAUACUACAAACAUAAUGAUGUAUGGUUACUGCUGUGGCACUCCUAAAAGCAAUACAAUAGUCGGUCUUAAAGGUCCAAUGCAGAUAUUUUUUUACCUCAAAAUCCAAUUAUUUAACAAUUAAGUAACUUACUGUGAUUGUUUUAAAUUAAAAUGGUCAAAAAGAG